UUCUGACGUCAGUGGCCUCUUCCCUGCCUAUGCCCUCGUGAGGUGGGCAGUGUAAAAAAUUCUUGUCUUUUCUCCAUCAAGAGAAUCUAAAACCAUCCGUCAAAAUGGUGAACUUUACCAUAGACCAGAUCCGUGCCAUCAUGGACAAAAAAUCCAACAUUCGUAACAUGUCUGUGAUUGCGCACGUGGACCACGGAAAGUCAACUCUGACAGACUCGCUGGUAUCGAAGGCUGGUAUCAUCGCCUCAGCUCGUGCUGGAGAGACACGUUUCACAGACACACGUAAAGAUGAACAGGAGCGUUGCAUUACCAUUAAAUCUACCGCCAUCUCCCUGUUCUACGAGCUGUCUGAAAACGAUAUGGCCUUCAUCAAGCAGUCAAAGGAUGGAUGCGGCUUCUUGAUCAACUUGAUUGACUCACCUGGGCACGUCGACUUCUCCUCUGAAGUCACUGCUGCUCUCCGUGUCACUGACGGAGCCCUGGUUGUCGUGGACUGCGUGUCUGGUGUGUGUGUCCAGACUGAGACAGUGCUUCGCCAGGCUAUUGGUGAGCGUAUCAAGCCAGUCUUGAUGAUGAACAAGAUGGACCGUGCCUUGCUGGAGUUGCAGCUUGAAGCUGAGGACCUGUACCAGACUUUCCAGCGUAUCAUUGAGACCGUCAACGUCAUCAUUUCCACUUAUGGAGAGGAUGAACAUGGACCCAUGGGCAACAUCAUGAUUGAUCCAGUUAUUGGUACUGUUGGCUUCGGCUCUGGCCUCCACGGCUGGGCUUUCACCCUGAAGCAGUUUGCUGAGAUGUAUGCUGCCAAGUUUGCUGCCAAGGGCAACGCCCAGAUGACACCAGCUGAGCACUGCAAGAAGGUGGAGGACAUGAUGAAGAAACUGUGGGGAGACAGGUACUUUGACCAAGAUAGUGGCAAGUUCUCCAAGACUCCUUCUGGACCCGACGGCAAGAAGUACGCUCGUACCUUCAAUGCCCUUGUCCUGGACCCCAUCUUCAAGGUGUUCGAUGCCAUCAUGAACUUCAAGAACGAAGAAGCUAACAAGCUGAUCCAGAAGCUGGAAAUCAAGUUGGAUUCUGAAGACAAGGAGAAGGAGGGUAAGCCUCUCCUGAAGGCAGUGAUGCGUCGCUGGCUGCCUGCUGGAGAAGCCCUCCUUCAAAUGAUCACCAUCCAUCUGCCUUCCCCCGUCACUGCCCAGAAGUACCGCUGUGAGCUGCUGUAUGAAGGACCUGGAGAUGAUGAGGCUGCCAUGGGUAUCAAGAACUGUGACCCCAAGGCUCCUCUGAUGAUGUACAUCUCAAAGAUGGUACCCACCAGUGACAAGGGUCGCUUCUAUGCCUUCGGUCGUGUAUUCUCUGGCUCUGUCUCCACUGGGCUGAAGGUGCGCAUUAUGGGACCAAACUUUGUCCCCGGAAAGAAGGAAGACCUUUACGUCAAGCCAAUUCAGAGGACCAUUUUGAUGAUGGGACGUUACACUGAACCCAUUGAGGAUGUGCCAUGUGGUAACAUUGUGGGUUUGGUUGGAGUGGACCAGUACCUUGUCAAGACCGGAACAAUCACAACCUAUGAGCAGGCGCACAACAUGAGAGUGAUGAAGUUCAGUGUCAGCCCUGUGGUGAGAGUUGCUGUGGAGGCCAAAAACCCCGCUGACCUUCCCAAACUGGUGGAGGGUCUGAAGCGUCUGUCCAAGUCUGAUCCUAUGGUGCAGUGUAUCAUUGAGGAGUCUGGAGAACAUAUCGUCGCUGGAGCUGGAGAGCUGCAUCUGGAGAUCUGUCUGAAAGAUCUGGAGGAAGAUCACGCUUGCAUUCCACUCAAGAAAUCUGAACCAGUGGUGUCCUACAGAGAGACCGUCAGCGCAGAAUCAGAUGUGAUGUGUCUGUCAAAGUCGCCCAACAAGCACAACCGUCUGUUCAUGAAGGCCCGUCCCUUCGAAGAUGGCUUGGCAGAGGACAUUGAGAAGGGUGAAGUCAGCUCUCGCCAGGAGCUCAAGGCCCGUGCCCGCUACCUUGCUGACAAGUUUGAGUGGGAUGUCGGUGAGGCCAGGAAGAUCUGGUGCUUUGGACCUGAUGGAACUGGCCCUAACCUGCUGGUGGAUGUCACCAAGGGUGUGCAGUACCUUAAUGAGAUCAAGGACAGCGUGUUGACUGGCUUCCAGUGGGCCGCCAAGGAGGGUGUCCUCUGUGAAGAGAACAUGCGUGCAGUUCGCUUCGACAUCCAUGAUGUGACCUUGCAUACAGAUGCCAUCCACCGUGGUGGUGGUCAGAUCAUUCCUACAGCCCGCAGAGUUCUGUAUGCUUGCGAGCUCACAGCUGAGCCCAGGUUAAUGGAGCCAGUCUACCUGGUCGAGAUCCAGUGUCCUGCUGUUGCUAUGGGCGGAAUCUACGGCGUGUUGACCAGAAGGCGUGGUCACGUGUUUGAGGAGUCCAGUGUAAUGGGCACACCCAUGCGUGUUAUCAAGGCCUACCUGCCUGUCAUGGAGUCAUUCGGUUUCACAGCUGACCUUCGUUCCAACACUGGGGGCCAGGCCUUCCCACAGUGUGUAUUUGACCACUGGCAGGUCCUCCCUGGAAACCCAAUGGACCCUGCAAGCAAGCCUGGUAUUGUUGUCACCGAGACACGUAAACGCAAGGGUCUCAAGGAAGGUAUCCCAGCCUUGGACAACUACCUGGACAAACUGUAAAAGCCUGCACCCCACAUGGUUCUUGCCUCAUUCCACACUUUCCAAUAAAUUUUAGUCUACAUUGUGGGACCGGACUGUACAGUGAGCACUAACGUUUGCCAAAAGGAUUGACAAUAAUGAAUAAACUACAAAAAUUGUAAACGAUAAAUAAAAGAAAAUAAAAACUAAA
This is a messenger RNA of Scomber japonicus (chub mackerel), 2850 nucleotides long. Its product is annotated as elongation factor 2-like. The record is from RefSeq and is a predicted model, not a curated record. The transcript has 13 exons. NCBI's taxonomy places the organism in Eukaryota, Metazoa, Chordata, Actinopteri, Scombriformes, Scombridae. Gene Ontology annotation, molecular function: GTP binding; translation elongation factor activity; ribosome binding. Gene Ontology annotation, biological process: translational elongation. Bases 105 to 2681 code for a protein of 858 amino acids. Gene Ontology annotation, cellular component: cytosol; ribonucleoprotein complex.